Messenger RNA from Eimeria necatrix, 1827 nucleotides. RefSeq names its product cAMP-specific 3',5'-cyclic phosphodiesterase, putative. The record is from RefSeq and is a predicted model, not a curated record. Gene Ontology annotation, molecular function: 3',5'-cyclic-nucleotide phosphodiesterase activity. Gene Ontology annotation, biological process: signal transduction. The annotation marks the transcript as partial. NCBI's taxonomy places the organism in Eukaryota, Apicomplexa, Conoidasida, Eucoccidiorida, Eimeriidae. The transcript has 8 exons.
GCGUUUCUGAGCCGGGUGGUUUGUCUCUGCCUGGUGGUUUUGCUCGCCAGCUUUCAACAUUCCAAAACCUCUCAAACUCAUUUGGAAAUUGAUGCUUCGGUGGCCAGACUUCCGGGGGAAUACGUCGCCGUCGAGGCCCCAGGCAAGGAAGCGGAAGGCGCCGUGCUGCAGCUGGCGUCUGCAGAUGCAUGCUCAGCAGAAUUAAUUUUGCUUUCUUCUGCUGCUCUUUUCCACACCCUCAUCAUCGACGUGAUGCUUCCCGUCAGGCCCGUGUGUGUCAUUUCUUCCUGCGUCUUCUUGUGCUGCGGCUUGCUGGGCCGGGCGCAGACGGAAAUAUCGCACAGGCAGCUGUACUUUCGUUGGCGCCGUUCGCUGGGUAUGCUGCGAGACACGGAGCGGCAGCUGCGCUCGCAGCACUCCGCCCGCAGCGGCUUGGAGAAGUUGGCUUUCUUUGUGAGAAGGUCGGAGUUGCUGCUGCGGCGAGCAGCAGCAGAAGGAGCAGCAGAUGCUGCUGCUGUCCAAGUCGCCGUCGAAGAAGUCGCAGACCUCCAGGCCAAGGUUUUGGAAAUAGUGACAGAUGUGCAUAAUGUUUACCGAGCGGAAAUGACAAAUGAAGAAUUAAAAGAGUUUUUGAGAUUUGUCCCGGAGAUCGGAGACACAAACGUUUUGCUGCCGCAGCAGUGGCGGCAGCGCAGCGCGUCUCUGGGGGCCCAGCAGCAGCAGCAGCAGCAGCAGCAGCAGCAGCAGCAGGAGCAGCAGCAGCAGCAGCAGCAGGGGCAGCAGCAGCAGCAGGGCUUCCUCGCCGGCGGCGACGGCCUCGCCGCCGGCGGCGGCGGACUGCUGCAGGUCGCGCCGGGGGCUGCUGCUGCUGCUGCUGCUGCAGUGGGGCAGCAGCAGCAGCAGCAAGCUGCAGCAGCAGGGGGGCUGCUUCCAGCGGCAGCCGGGCAGCGAGGCGCAGCCGGAGCCGCAGCGCCCGCAGGACUUGCUGCUGCUGCUGCUGCUCCUGCUGCUGCUGCUGCUGCUGCUGGGGCUUCUUUUGAUGACCCCGAAGGCUUUAUGAAUUUGCUGCCGCCUCUGGUGGCUACAGAGUUAAGAAGCAAACUGGCAGUCACUUGGGACCUGGACAUGCUCAUGAUUGACGAGGAGUCGAACGGGAACUCGCUGGUGCUGACGGGGAAUUUGCUGCUGCAGCCGCUGCUGCAGCGGGAGGGUUUGCAGUGCACUCGGCAGCAAAUAAGCUGCUUCGUGCGGCUGCUGCAGCAGCAGUACUGCAGCAGCAACUUAUACCACAACCGAGCGCAUGCAGCAAUGGUGGCGCACUGCUGCCGCUGCAUAGUUUCCGACGUAUUCCCCCACAAGCGCGAGCUGACUUACCUGGACGAGGCGUGUCUGGUGGUGGCCAGCGUGGCCCACGACGUGGGCCACCCAGGCCUGACGAACCAGUUCUUAGUUAACGCGAGGUCUGCACUCGCGCUGACUUAUAAUGAUAUUUCCGUUUUGGAAAACUACCACGCGGCUUGCUGCUUCCGCACUGCAGCAGCGCCAGCAGCAAAUUUGUUCGCGGGACUUUCCCAAGACCUUUUCCACUAUUUGCGCCAACACGCCAUCGAACUCAUUCUCGCCACUGACAUGAAACACCACUUCGACUUCAUUUCCCACCUCAGGGUGCGUCGCCACACUUCGAACUUCGACAUGAUAGAAAGUCUGGAAGACCGCUGGAUGGUUUUCAAGGGUUGCAUCAAAGGCGCGGACUUAGCGCAUGCAGCCACUUCUUGGGACCAACACAAAAAGUGGUCGGAGAGACUUGCGGAAGAAUUCUAUCUCCAA